Molecule: messenger RNA, 552 nt
Organism: Aspergillus glaucus CBS 516.65
Lineage: Eukaryota; Fungi; Ascomycota; Eurotiomycetes; Eurotiales; Aspergillaceae
Exons: 4
Coding region: 1-552 (183 amino acids)
Biological process (GO): carbohydrate transport; transmembrane transport
Cellular component (GO): membrane
Molecular function (GO): carbohydrate:proton symporter activity
Source: RefSeq, a predicted model, not a curated record
AUGUAUAGGGUACUCAGCCUCUUUGCUGGCACUGCGAUUUGCUUCUACGGGUAUGACCAGGGUGUGAUGUCGAUGGUAAAUCUCAAUCCUGAUUACCAAAAGCUCAUGGGCAUCUUCCCUCUCAAAGGUACACUAUCAAUGCCAUGGCUUACUGGGCGUAUCCUCGUACCAAGUUUAGGGAGCUCUAGGAACACAGCUGCGGAAGGUGGUAUCGUUGCCGUAUACUAUGGGGGCACAAUGAUUGGGGCACUCAUGGCAGGAUCCUUGGCCGAUCAAUGCAGACGUAUUAAAGCUAUUAUCUUUGGCUGUUUAUGGAUCAUUCUGGGCGCCGCACUACAGGCAUCGGCUUAUGAUAUCACGUGGAUGUGUUUUGGACGUGUUCUUGCUGGCAUUGGAGUUGGGUCUAUCGACUGUGUUAUUCCGGUCUGGUCAGCGGAGGUCAGCAGCCACUCCGCUCGAGGAGCGCUUUUGGCUCUUGAGUUUGUCAUGAAUAUCGGAGGUCUGGCGAUGGCCUACUGGAUUGAACACUUUGCCUCCCUGAACCUCAACUAA